Monopterus albus (swamp eel) is the source of this 1926-nucleotide messenger RNA. It is a transcript of the gene spock1, whose product is annotated as SPARC (osteonectin), cwcv and kazal like domains proteoglycan 1. The transcript has 12 exons. Gene Ontology annotation, molecular function: protein binding; extracellular matrix binding; calcium ion binding. Gene Ontology annotation, biological process: anatomical structure development. Bases 163 to 1461 code for a protein of 432 amino acids. The record is from RefSeq and is a predicted model, not a curated record. Lineage: Eukaryota; Metazoa; Chordata; Actinopteri; Synbranchiformes; Synbranchidae.
UCUUGUGACCGAGGAGGAGGAGAAAGCUCCCGGUCCACUCGUCCUCGCAGUUUCCUUUUGCAGUCAGUCCUACAAGCAGUCGGGUGCUACCGGUGUGCCCGGGACCGUGGACUUAUUUUACCCCGGGAAUCGGAAUCGGACACCAACAAACUAUCCCAGAAGAUGUUCUUCUUUCUGCUACCUGUCGUGGCUCUCUUGCUGAGCAGAGAAACAGCCGUCUCCGGUAACAGUAACGACAAAUGGCUGAGCACCGGGGCUCAGUACAACAAGGACAGAUCCUGGAACAGAUUCAGAGAUGAAGCAGAGGAUGACUACUUCAAAAGCUGGGCUCCUGCCAAGUCUCUAGACCAGGGCCCAGACGCCACAAAGGAUCCCUGUUUGAAAGUGCGCUGCCCUCCUCACAAGGUGUGUGUCAGCCAUGACUACCAGACAGCCAUCUGUACCAAUCACAAGCAGCCAGCUCACAGUGUGAAACCUAGGAAAGGCAGUGCAGGCCACAAGCAUAGGCUUGAAGCAGGUGCUCAUGGGAAAUGUAGGCUCUGCUCAGCCCUCCAAUCAACACCUGUGUGUGGAUCUGAUGGACACACCUACUCCUCCAAGUGUAAGUUGGAGUUUCAGAGCUGCCUAUCUGGAAAGACAAUCUCAGUAAAAUGCGAUGGGCUGUGUCCCUGCUUGCCCAAUCAGGAGCUUAACAAACCACCCCGCAAGACUGACAUGGCUGCGUGCACUGACACAGAGCUUCACAGUCUGGCUGCCAGACUGAAGGACUGGUUCGGAGUUCUCCACCUCGAUGCCAACAGAGACCUCAAAUCCUCUGACAGCUCUGACUCCGCUAUUGGACACUUUGACACCAGCAUCUUGCCCAUCUGUAAGGACUCACUGGGCUGGAUGUUCAACAAGCUAGACAUGAACUUUGACCUCCUGCUGGACCAGUCAGAGCUGAGUGCUAUCUACCUGGACAAAUAUGAGCUGUGCAUGAAACCCCUGUUCAACUCCUGUGACUCUUUUAAGGAUGGCAAGCUGUCAAACAACGAGUGGUGCUACUGCUUCCAGAAACCUGAAGGGCUGCCUUGCCAAACUGAGAAGAGCAGGACCCAGAAUCAGAGUCGAAGGAAGAGCAUCAUAGGCUCGUAUAUUCCUCGCUGUACAGAGGAGGGCUACUUCAAACCCACCCAGUGUCACGGUAGCACCGGCCAGUGUUGGUGUGUGGACAAAUACGGCAAUGAGAUUGCCGGCUCCAGAAAACAAGGCAACCCCAACUGCGAUGAGGACCAAGAGACUUCAGGGGAUUUUGGCAGUGGCGGUGCAGUCAUUCUCCUUGAUGACCAGGAAGAGGAGCCAUCACAGAGCGGCAGAAGCAGGCAGAAGAAGAGACGGGGCCGGAUCCACCCCAGAGGAGCCAUUGAGGAUGAUGAGGACGAGGAAGAUGAUAAGGAUGAUGAGAUGGGCUAUGUUUGGUAGUUGCAUUCCAUGUUACUCUGCUAUCAGCCGACCAGGAAACUCCGUUAACUCAGCACAGAUCUGAAGCCAUUCCAAUGUCUCCUCCUCCAUUUACCUUGGCAGCAGUCUAUCUUUUGGCUCCUGAACUUACUCUUGUAAUCCUUGUCACUUAUCCACAUGCCUCUCUUCAGUGAACCUCAUCUGACCUCUUUCUUUUCAAGUGUUUUGCUUUUUUUCCUCAGAGAGAAAACAGAGCAUUAUAUUUCAGCAACACCUGUCAAGACCCUGUUAGAAUUCUGCUCAAACUGUCCGCUUUCUGCUUCCCAAACCUGCAGUCCUUAAUCUCUUCUAACAUGGAUACUUCUGUUCACUCUGUUACUCUUUCUAUAUCCUUUUGCUUGUCCCUCACCUACAGACAGGUGACAAAUUAAAGGAACAACCUAAAUAAAUGAGUGGUCUCUUCCAGGAUGACAGGGACUCCAUCCA